Molecule: messenger RNA, 2528 nt
Organism: Hemibagrus wyckioides
Lineage: Eukaryota; Metazoa; Chordata; Actinopteri; Siluriformes; Bagridae
Exons: 7
Coding region: 218-1816 (532 amino acids)
Source: RefSeq, a predicted model, not a curated record
GGAGUUACUCUUGCAUUUACUUUCAGUCUGGAUGCUGCUGCCGUCGCUGCUCCAAUCCACUUGGAUGUCCCUCUUCAUGAAGGAGAGUUUUAUCUUUCCCACUUGAUCGUGCACUUAUUUUGGAGACCCGAAAGCAACUUUAAAGAGUUUACACACAUUUUAAUCUAAACAACGGAGAGGCGAGAAGGGGUGAUCCUUGCCUUGGUCGGUGGAAAGCAUGAAGUUCCUGGAGGCUGCGCGCGUUUCGGUUCUGCUGUUGGUGCUGCUGUUGGGAAAUCACCGCGCAGUGCAGGGGAAAGCGGCUCGGCUGGAGCGCUGGGUGAAGGCUGGACUGCAGUACCUGAAGGUGCACCUGUGCCGCAGGGUGGCUUUACCGGAGAGCGAGUGCCGCAGACUCGCUCAUCUCCAUCCUAGCGGAAUAGCGGUGUAUACUUCAGAGUCUGGAUCUGAUAAAGUGCUCGCCAUCCUGCCCGACUCGCAUCCCGCAUUUAAAGCGAAUCACAACGCGGGCGCUCUCACGGCAGAGCGCGGGCUGGAGCUGGAGCGGGAGCGCUUCACCGACAUGAGCGCGCAUGACGCCGUGCUCGUCCUGGACCCGAGUCCCGGAGAGAGCUUCGGCCAUCCUGUACUGCUCUUCUACUUGGACUUUAACGUGGCCAAGAAAAAGUGUGCCCACAUGGAGGGGAUUUAUCUGGGAGAGGAGUGUAUGACAUUGGCUCUGAAGACUCGCUGUCAGAACCAGCUGAAGCGGAGAAGGAGCCGCAGCGACCGUACUAUAGACCGUACACAGAUUCGGAAGAGUGCAAUGUCCAGAGCAAGCCAUGCAGAGCGUAGCAGUGGCCUCUGUGAGAUCCACUUCCUGCCCCGAGUGGUCGGAGUGAGGGACAGCAACCAAACGCAGCGCCUCCGCUGUGUGGAUCAUCCAGAGUUUGCGAGAUGCCCACAGCCUUUGCCCCUCAGUAGUCCAAGUGUGCCCAUUUCUAGCUGUGAGCUCAAUAAGAACACCCGUCGAUGCCACCAGCAGCCUCUCGCCACACAUCACUCCUGUCGCCUCUACCAGACCUGUGACCACGCAGUACUGCUCUCAGGUGGUUGGCAGGAACAGAUCACCUAUCAGCACCAUGAGCAGAAUCUGCUGCUCUUCUACCAGAUGCUAAGAGACAAUGGGUUUCAUAAGGAUCACAUUAAAACAUUCUUUGCUGGAAAUGGACAGGUAGCAGAUAAAGAGGCAGAGGGAAUGUAUCCAGCCACAGAAAAGGAGUUAAUCAGGAACCACAUCUCCUACAUCUGUCGCAAGCAGCACUGUGCCGACACAUUCGUCCUGUACCUGAACAGCCCGACCCGCAACGACGGAACCAUGCUGCUGUGGGACCGCAACAACAACGGCAUUGCAGAUCUAAAGGAGCGCUAUGCAGUAGGUGAGCUGCUGGCUGACCUUGCAGGCUGCAGGGCAAGUCGAGUGCUGCUCUUUGUGGAACAGAGCUACACCGGAGUUCUCACUAAGAGACUAAAGGGCUCUCUUAAACAUCUUAAUGUGGUGCUGCUCAACAACGUACCCUGGGUGAACACAGCUCAGUACUGGGCUUCACUGCGCCCAUCCCACUGUCUCAUCGACCACCUCAGUAAGAAUGCUGUAAUGCCUCAUGUGGGUGAUGGGAUAAGCCUGCUCAACGUAACUCUGUCUGGAGCUCCCUGUAACUCCACACCACCUCUUUCAGAGGCUGAGAUGAGGAAGGAAUACAUGGGCUGUCAGAACCUGCCUACAGCACUGUGGCACCAGGGCCGGCGAAAGUCUCACAACAGCGAGAGGAACUGAGAGUCAAUGCUUAUUCUUCCAGUGCAACAUCACCUUCACUACCAGGAUCUAAUCUCAGCUAGAGAAUGCUAGAGAUGUCUUUUUGGUCAUCUUAGUUCUUUACUACGGCUUUUGGUUGUAACACUAGAUUCAGGCAGCUGCCUUAGGAUGCUGUUAGACAAGACAAAAAAUGUAUGUAUAAAUUAGUUGUUCAGGUCAAAAUGUCAUUAGCUGGAUCCAGUCUAUCCAGAAGGCAUGAACCUGGUAAGAUGACUGAACAAAAACAGGCUGUUGUGAAGGCAACAGGAGUACAUAUGGUACAUAAGAGAAAAUGUCCUCAUGCUGAACCUCAGCCCUCCAUCUGCAGCAGGAGACAGCAUCCCAGUGUUUGGUUCCUCCAGUAUUUUUGUCUACCCACUGUGGGGGUUCAUCCGGCGGGCAGCUGUGCUCUUGCGUCUUUCCACAUUCAGGGCGUCCUGUCAUGGGUCAGUGCACACGUCACAUCCUGGAGAUGAACCAUGGUGACUAUGCCAGUCUGCUGUUUCAGGACAAAUCCAUGUUUCCCUUGCAGACCUUAGGCAUUGCCACCAUCUCUCUUUCAAAAGAUUGCUUGUUAACUGUUUUUUCACCAGUCUGACCUGUAUCAGCGUUGGCCUUAAGGUGACCGAACAUAUACUAGAGAAAAACAUACAGGUGUUUCACAGGUCUCUGCUGGAAUUUAAGUACAAAUCAU